CCGACGUCACGACAUUCCUCCGUCGCGCGCCCCAGAGUUCGUCACGCGAAGCACGGAGAGCCGAGAACGCUUCCCGCUUGACACAUCAUCAUGACAUCAUCAUGAUGAUGUCAUGAUGAUGUCAAGACUUUGACUAAACUUCACAUAUCUGAAACAAUUUGGAAUUCAUGUACGUGCAUGAGUAUGUGAAACUUCACUUGGGCCAAUCAGAACGCAGCAUGGACUUCAACCAUUUUGGGCCAAAGCCCAGUUCGACGAAUCAGAUGUGAUGUCGACGAAACAAGUCUGUUUCGUCGACUAUCUUUCAUUUCGUCGAUGUUUCAUGCGUUUCGUCGGCUACAACCGUUUUGCCGAGUCCCUAUUCAGUUUCGUCGAUUGCUGUGUUGCUGCGUCUAUAUAAACAAACACAAGACAGAUAGAACACAGCCCGGAUAAGCUAGAGAGAGAGUGUAGAGAGAGAAAGUUCCGGUGUGCCUUGUAUUUGUCGAAUAUUGUACCGAAACUUUGUCGAAAUCAAUACACGUAAUUGUUAAUCGUUGAUAUCUUUACGUCUUGUUCACUCUCUCGCUCGCUCGGUUUGUAUCGUAACGUGGAUUCCGCACUUGUUACGGUAUUAUAAACAAGAUCUCGUAGUUGUCCGGCGAUCCGCAAACGGACCUACAAUGGUGUGACUUUUUGGCUUGCCUUAUCCUUUACUGACAAACAGUAUGCUUUCGGCUCACCAUACUCAUUUCACCAACCAAGGAGGCAUCAUACCUUGAAACAGACGCAUUUAAAAAAAUGGUAAAUCUAAAAUUGCUCCAACUAAAUUUUGUGGAACUCAAAGGAUCAUAUAAGCAUGUUUCUGAGGAUUUAAGAUGGCUUUGCUGGCAUGGAUUUCAUUCAGAAAUCCUACCCGCUGACUUAUGCAUUGAAAACUUGGUGGCUAUAGAUAUGAGCUGUAGUAACUUGGAAGUGUUUGAACCCCCUACGUUUGGUUAAUAUUUGUGAAAGCCUUGGAGCCCUUUCAAGUCUUACACUAUUGCACAUGUCAGGGUGUAAAAAUCUAUUCAGUUCUUGGGAGCAUACAGAACCAACUUUUUCCUUCCCAGUUUCAUUACAUCGGCUAUUCCUCAAAGACUGCUAUCUUAAAUGUGCUGAUUUUUUGACUUUGAGUUUCAAUCUCCAACUGGAUUUGCAAUAUUUGAAUCUAGGAAAUAGUCGAUUUAAGUCCUUGCCUUGCUAUGAUCAUCUUAAAAAUCUUCGGGUUCUUGACCUGAGUUUUUGCUCUAGACUCAAAUAUCUUCUACGCCUCCCUGGUACACUUGCAGAAUUGUAUAUAUAUUACUGUGAGUCACUAGAGAAAAUAACUUUCCAAUCACAUCGAUUCCCUUUGCAAGAGCUUGGUUACGAAGGCUGUGUUAACUUGUAUGAAAUUGAAGACUAUGUCAAAUUGGUGCCCAUAGCUAAAUUAGAUGAAACUGAUUUGGGACACCUGGAGUGGCUAAAAGAAUAUCAGAAUCAUGAAGUGUGCCUUGUUGGUGAUGAUGAGCUCACAGUAGGCAGAAGUUGGCAUAUCCAGAUGUUGUACGAAUUUAAUAUUGCACAUCGCUGCCAAAUAUAAAUGACCCAAGGAUGACACCUAAGUAUACGUCAGAAUCAUCUUCUUUGUCGUUUGAUGUACCUUCGUGUCUUAAAAAUAAGAGGCUCAAAGGAAUUAAUGUAACUUUCAAGUAUUCAGUAUCAGGUGAUGAGUGGGCAUGGUUUUGUAAAGUCAGUACCACUAAUGGUGUUGUUGAUUUAAUGUACAACCCUAAAGUGUUUGGCAAACCGGAAUUUGGUGAAGUAGGUAUAUGGUUAAGCUAUUGGCCAAUUGGAAAUACAUUGGACUUUGGAAACACUGUUCAUGUCUCUAUUGAUGUGAUGAGUGGAUUGGAGGUGCAUGAAUGUGGUGUGAGCCUUGUGUAUUCCGACAAGGAAACCAUGGAAAAUAACAUGGGAGGGGUAGAAAUUCUGGGAGGUAAUUUGUCUGGAUUUGAACUAAGCACAGGAGCGUACUAUCUAUGUCGGCAUGAUUUCCUUAGGUUAAUGGAGGUUGGCAGAUUGACUCCUGACUGGUUUAGAAUUUUAGUUGGUGAUACGAUUGACUACACCGAGGUAAGAGGAUGGAGACAGACUGGUCGACCAAAACAGUUGAAUGAUCCAUCAUUUACAGAGUUAAAAACUGUUAGAUGUAUCAUCUAUGGUCCUCAAGUGGAGGAUACUUACAAGAUUGCAGAGAUGUCCAAAUCAUCUUUGGGCGAUGACACAGUGGCAUUCACAUCAAGUUUGCUUAAGGGAGAAACAAUUGAUGAGGCAGUGGAGGAAAUUAAUGUCAAGCAGUAUAAGUCUGGCGAUGAGACAUCUGAUCGUUACUCACAUGCAAGGAUAAUGAAACCUGCAACUGGAGAGGGCGAAAUUGUGUCUUCUUCAACUUCGGCGUAUCCAUGUCGCCGUUUUUCUCUUGCAAAAAUUCAAUCUGCAACCAAUAACUUUUCUGAUGAACUAGUCAUUGGAUGGGGUGGAUUCGGAAAAGUGUACAAAGGUCAAAUUUUUAGUGAAGAAGCUGGUCACAUUGUAGCCAUCAAAAGGAGGGAUUCUGUGUCCAACUUUGGGGAACCUGAAUUUAAGGCUGAGAUCGAUACACUUUGUACAUUUCACCACGUUCACUUGGUGUCUCUUGUUGGCUAUUGUGAUGAUAAUGGAGAGAAAAUCCUUGUUUAUAAAUUUAUGCCAAACGGAAGCCUCUACCGUAAGCUGCACGAUGUUCAUACUCCUUUAAGUUGGGUGACACGGCUCAAGAUAGCCAUAGGUGCUGCACGUGGUUUGGAGUACCUUCAUAUAGGUGUCCGCACCCAACAUGGAGUCAUACAUCGUAACGUCAAGAGUUCAAACAUUCUUUUAGAUGAGAACUGGGUGGCGGUGAUUUCGGGUUUGGGGUUGUGCAUAGCUGGUCCAACCGAUCAGUCGAUUCCUUAUGUUGAAGACACUGUUAAAGGCACAUUUGGGUAUCUUGAUCCAGAGUAUGCUUUGACUGGAAAAUUAACUUAUAAAACAGAUGUGUAUGCGUUUGGGGUUGUAUUAUUUGAAUUGCUAUCUGGAAGGCGUGCAAUAGACAUGCACAAUGGGGAAGAUGAUUCUAAGUUGGUAGUAUGGGCUCGAAAAUGUGUAAAAGAAAGGAAAUUAGAUCAGAUGGUUGAUUCUAAUAUUAAGGGAACAAUCUCAACAAACUGUUUAAGACAGUUCGCUCAAAUAGCAGAUCGUUGUGUUCACCCUGUUCCCAAAGAACGGCCAACCAUGAGUGAGCUAGUGGCCUCACUUGAGGCUUUACUGGAACUACAGGAGAAACCUGACACUUCUGCCAAGUCAUCAAGCAUAAUGGGGUUCCCUUGGAAGAUCAAGAAAUAUUUUGUUCCCGCGAUUAAACCAAACUUUGAGGAAAGCGGGACAAGUUCACAAAAGAGCCAUGACAAGAACAAGAAGCGGGAUGAUGAGUGAGUGGUCAGAGAAGUAAAAACGUACAGAUAUGAAAGGUUGAAGCUAGCUAAGAUUGUUGGCGGAGCAUAGCAAGUUCAUACGAUCGAGACUGAAGAACGGCCUGAGUGAUGUUCACAAAGUUAUUGGGUUUUGUUAAUUUGUCAAUUUUAUUAUCCAUCCAUUUAUGUCAUGUUAAAUAUAAUAAAUAACCUGUUUAAGCUUAGUGGGUCGUUCAAUCUAAAUGAUACAUACUUAUCCGGAUUUGAAAGCUACUGGUGUUAGCCAAUUAAGCUAACUAGGUUGAUCUGUUUAUUUUGGUUAAUUUGGUUUUCGCUUUUCAGUUUAUUUAGUUUUUGGU
Molecule: messenger RNA, 3853 nt
Organism: Helianthus annuus (common sunflower)
Lineage: Eukaryota; Viridiplantae; Streptophyta; Magnoliopsida; Asterales; Asteraceae
Product: probable serine/threonine-protein kinase PBL18
Exons: 9
Coding region: 1615-3516 (633 amino acids)
Biological process (GO): protein autophosphorylation
Cellular component (GO): plasmodesma; plasma membrane
Molecular function (GO): transmembrane receptor protein tyrosine kinase activity; ATP binding
Source: RefSeq, a predicted model, not a curated record